This is a messenger RNA of Ixodes scapularis (black-legged tick), 2122 nucleotides long. RefSeq lists its product as uncharacterized. The transcript is spliced from 3 exons. NCBI's taxonomy places the organism in Eukaryota, Metazoa, Arthropoda, Arachnida, Ixodida, Ixodidae. The record is from RefSeq and is a predicted model, not a curated record. Bases 1 to 1209 code for a protein of 402 amino acids. Gene Ontology annotation, molecular function: protein binding.
AUGUGUCUACUCAUGCUUAGGAAGCAAAGCAGUUGUUUCGUGCCCGGGUGCACGACCGGUUACAAAUCGUGCAAGAAGGAACUUUCUCUUUUUGGUGUGCCCAAGGAUGAAAGCACGUUCGCUCAAUGGCAGCGCGCGAAGAAGUAUCUGAAGCUUCGGCAUGUUAAAGUUAAAAAAAAAACAGGGGCAGACGCAACGCCGUUUGAAAAUUCAUCGGACACUAUCACUACAAGGGCAUAUUUUUUCACGUGCUCACGCUCUACUCAUAAGGUUGCCUGCUGGAAUGCACCUAAAGGCUGCAGCUUCAUCGGCACUGCAGCCAGCCUCUUGGACCAUUACAAGGAGUGCGGCUUCAGCAUCGUGCCUUGCUGCCUGUGCCGCUCUUUAGUAUUGCAGUGCGACAUUUUGGAGCACUUCAAGAGUGGAUGCAGCAUUCGCGAAGCAAUGUGUGAGCCUCCAGACAAUCUUGCCACAGAAGACCUCAAGGACGUCGGCAGUGCUUGUCUUGAGAUGAAGAGAGCCACGGGAAAGAUAUCCGAGGACCUCAUGUUGCUGCAGACCAGCCUGAACCGGUGCAGCAAUGACGUCAGGGCUGAGGGUGCAAGAUGCAAGGGCCAAUUGGAGGCUGAGGCUCAACAGCUCAACAGCCUUAACGUGGUCUGCACCACCGGUUUUGCCAAAGAACUGCAAGUUCUCCAGCCAGCAAUGACCGACUACAAAUACGAUGUGAGCAAGGAGCUCCGUUUGCUAAGCUGUUGUAAGCCUGUGAGGGUCCACUGGUACAUUGCGGGGUGGGCAGACCUAAAGAAGAAAGCACUUGAGGUGGCGUUGCGGUCGUUAAAUAGUCUCACCACAUGGGCCAUUUACGGUUAUAGUGUCUCCCUAGUUUUUAAACUUUAUAUAAAGGAAAGUAACGGCUGGAUUGUCUGCUUCAUGCGGAUACACCUCGGGGAACAGGACCUGCAGCUGGAAUGGCCCUUUCGCAAGGUUUACAGGGCUGGUGUCAUUCACCCCAAAGACCAAUCAAAUGAGAUUUCACGCAUGGUAAAUCCUGGUAACGGUGAAGAUGAAUGCCAGCAAUGCUUCCUGAGGCCCAAAGAAAAACCAAAUGUUGCAUGUGGAGCAGACCUGGCAACAGCCGAGAAGCUUGAAACGGGUGGGUUUAUACAAAACAAUACACUCCACAUGUUCUUAGAGGUAGAGCCCUAAUCUCUCCAUAUUUGCCAUACCCUAAUUAGGAUUAAGCAGGUACUGAGUAGUGAACAGCCCUUAGGCUUGCUUAAAUCUGUUUGUUUUUUUGUAUUUUAUUUUGGUUUUAGUUUUGAUUGCAGACUAAUCAGCUUUUGGACUUCGUAGCUAAUUUAGAAUGCAAACAGUCAGGAGCGAUAUUUUAGUUAUGCUUGCGUAAAUGUUGUUUCUUUUGAUGGGAACUUAAUUUUUUAUAAAUUCAGCUUUUUCUUUAUGGUGUUGUCAUGCCUAUUUUUUGUUUUCAGACACAUUUUUAUAUGAGGUAGCUAAACCUGUCCACACAACGGCACAGACCUUGCUUUUGCGAGAUAGUUCUUUGUAUUCGUGAGAAAAAUCGCAUUGGAGAGAAGAUAGAAAAAACCAUUGUCCCAACUGCACAACGGCGCAAAUCUGGAGGCUGGAGAAAUAAAGAAUGCAGCUUUCUACACAAUCAAACUUUUUAAGUUUAAUGCACGCAUACUUUACUGUCAGAAUUAGUAAAAGUAAACUUAUAUGAGCAUAUAUUUCAAGCGAAAUAAAAUGCCGAACUUGGCUUCUGGAGCAAACCUUACAUAAUAAGGCAUUUUUCGGCGAAUUUUUAAGUCGCUUCAAAUUUAUAUUCUAAAGCUGAAACUUUUUGUGUCAAGUGUUUAAUGCUUUGUACAUUUUCAGCAAAUUAAUUAGCGUUUUACUGUUGAAAUUGUUUUCUGCAUUGCGCCCGAAAAUGUCAUGCAAAUAGAAGAAGUCAAAGUUUUGCGAUUUUCGUGCGGCAAUUAAAAAAGAUCAUUCUCGAUUUCAUUUAAAUUCUACCCGAUGGGCCCUUGAUGACCGGUAAUUACAAAUCUGCAAAAUCAUGUUGCAUUAUUUCGUUUUAAAACAAGGAAAUAAAUGUGUA